Aureobasidium namibiae CBS 147.97 is the source of this 1095-nucleotide messenger RNA. Its product is annotated as ATPase, V0 complex, subunit D. Gene Ontology annotation, biological process: vacuolar acidification; vacuolar transport; proton transmembrane transport. The coding region runs from base 1 to 1095 and encodes 364 amino acids. Gene Ontology annotation, cellular component: fungal-type vacuole membrane; vacuolar proton-transporting V-type ATPase complex; proton-transporting V-type ATPase, V0 domain. Gene Ontology annotation, molecular function: proton-transporting ATPase activity, rotational mechanism. The record is from RefSeq and is a predicted model, not a curated record. The transcript has 3 exons. NCBI's taxonomy places the organism in Eukaryota, Fungi, Ascomycota, Dothideomycetes, Dothideales, Saccotheciaceae.
AUGUCGGAAGGUCUCUUUUUCAACGUCACCACCGGCUACAUUGAGGGUGUUGUGCGCGGCUACAGGAACACGCUGUUGACUGGUCAACAAUACAGCAACCUGGCACAAUGCGAGACGAUUGAUGAUGUGAAGCUGCAACUAGGCCCGGCAUAUGGCGACUUCCUCGCUGACCUCCCUCCGAACCCUUCAACGAGCGCUCUUGCCGACAAAUUACUGGACAAGCUCGUCUCAGAGUUCCGCUACGUUCAGGCCAACGCUACCGGUGCCUUGGCCAAGUUCAUGGACUUCUUGACCUACGGAUACAUGAUCGAUAAUGUCGCCCUUCUUAUCACCGGAACCCUUCACGAAAGAGACACGCGCGAAUUGCUCGACAGAUGCCACCCCCUUGGCUGGUUCGAGACCAUGCCCGCCCUUUGCGUCGCCACAAACAUCGAAGAGCUGUACAACAGUGUUCUUAUCGAGACUCCCCUCGCUCCUUACUUCAAGGGUUCGCUGAGCCACCAAGAUCUGGACGAACUGAACAUUGAAAUCAUCCGCAACACUUUGUACAAGAACUACCUCGAGGACUUCCACAACUGGGUCAACACUCACUCCGGCGUUGCCGGCACUCCCACAGCCGAAGUCAUGACCGAGAUUCUCGAGUUCGAGGCUGACCGCAGAAGCAUCAACAUCACACUCAACUCAUUCGGCACCGAUCUUUCAAAGGCCGACAGACAAAAGUUGUACCCUGGUUUCGGAAGGCUGCAUCCCGAGGGAACAUUGAUGUUGUCAAGAGCAGAUGAUCCCGAGGCUGUCAGAAUUGCUGUCGAUGGUGUAUCCGACUACCGUGCUUUCUUCGACCAGACUGGCAUGGGCUCAGGCUCCAACGUUGGCAACAUGGCUGGUGGUUCGGACGAGGGCAAGAGUUUGGAAGAUUUGUUCUACCAAAAGGAGAUGGAGUUGUCGAAGCUCGCUUUCACCCGGCAAUUCACCUUCUCAGUCGUCUACUCGUGGGUGAAGCUGAGGGAGCAAGAAAUCCGCAACAUCACUUGGAUAUCAGAGUGCAUCGCCCAGAACCAGAAGGACAGGAUCGGCAACUACAUCAGCGUCUUCUAA